This is a messenger RNA of Marmota monax (woodchuck), 6830 nucleotides long. Its product is annotated as carboxyl-terminal PDZ ligand of neuronal nitric oxide synthase protein. NCBI's taxonomy places the organism in Eukaryota, Metazoa, Chordata, Mammalia, Rodentia, Sciuridae. The record is from RefSeq and is a predicted model, not a curated record. The coding region runs from base 1822 to 3879 and encodes 685 amino acids. Gene Ontology annotation, molecular function: nitric-oxide synthase binding. The transcript has 12 exons.
AAUAAUGGACCAUCAGGUGUAUAUAAGGCUGGUCCCUGUGAUGUACCUCCCUCAGUGCGAGUUCUGAUUUGUGAAAUUGCAGUGGAGGAUUCCACUGCUCAUCGCUGAGAAAGAGUGCUUUUCUGUUGAAAAAGGACUCUCUCCUCCUGCUUCAUACCACUUGACUUCUCUGGUGACUUAAAGGCUCAGGGACUUUCAGCGUCUAGAAUGUGCUGGUCACUAAAUGAAAUAAAGUAUUGCCCCUCUAGGUAGGUUGGGUAUUGAAGGUUUUGAAAACAGUACUUUUUAUGUGGAGACAGUUUUACUCUGUUCUCUUUUUCCUCUUUCAUGACUGUGCAUACAGGAGGAUAGCAUCUCAUGCAAGGAUCAUUUCAAUCACAAAGCAUUUUUUUAAGCAUCUGAUAUGUGUUUAAUGUAGUCAAUUAUCUUAAGAUUUUUUUUUUCAUUUGUUAAGGAGAUGAAUUGGGGAAUCUUAGUUUUCAUUUUUUUCUCCCCUUAAAAAUUCCCCCCAAACCACAUUGGCUAGAGCUUAGGGGAGACAUUCCCACUACUUAGUCACCAAACCCUGCCAUGGAAUGCAGAGCUGAAUUACUGGGUAUGGCUAGGACCUGAAUGGGACUGCAAGCAGCAGCUUAUCUCACUUCUCUCAUCUCUUGAGUAGAUCUGGCUGAUCCUAAGAUGGGAUAUUUGGGUUAGUUUUUGUUGUGGCUUGCUGGUUUGGUGAGCAUUUUAAUUUUGUUUUACUGGGGAUUGAACCCAGAGCUUCAUACAUGCUAGGAAAUCUCUUCACCUCUGAGCCACAUUACCAGCUCUUUUAUUUUUAAUUUUGAGACAGGAUCUCACCAAGUUGUCCAGAAUCACCUCAAACUUUCUUUUUCUUUCUCUUUUUCUUUUGGUACUGGUGAUUAAACCCAGGGGCACUUAAUUACUGAGUCACAUCCCCAGCCCCUACCCCCUUACUUUUUAAAAAAUAUUUUAUUUAGAGACAAGGUCUAGCUGAGUUACUUUGGGCCUCACCAAGUUGCUAAGGCUGGCUUUUGAACUCGUGAUCCUCCUGCCUCAGCCUUUUGAGCCACUGGGAUUACAGGCAUGCGCCACCAAGCCCAGCUGGUGAACAGGUUUUUGAUGUUAAAGUUUUCAUCAUAGUGAUGAUUUAAUUUUUUUAGAUAUCCAGAAGUACAUCAGUCGGGAAGUUGGCGUUUAUCUUGUUUGAUUCACCAGUGCUCUCUUUUGUAAGAAUUAGCAAAAGAAUGGAGGUCACACUUAAAGCGUCUUUAAGUCUUUUUAUUCUUUUCUUACUGUCCUCUGUAUUUGGUCUCAAAUAGGUGUUAAAACUUGGUGUGCAUAGGGUAUUAAAAGGUCCAGUUCUUGCCAUGUCCCAAUUUUAAUUUGAUACAUCUAGGGGGAGCUAAGGAAUGUGAACCUUUAACAAGCAUUCCAGGUGAUUUCAUGUGAUUGCAACCAGACUUUGAGAAAUACUGAACUUGGAGCUUGCCUCCAACUUGCUGGAUCUUUUUCUUCCUUUCCCAGCACCAAACAUACAGUUUCUUUUCUAAGCAAAUGUCUGGGGGCUGUGUGAUGUAGUUCCUAUAGUAACUUCCCUGCAUUGGCAGACGGUGGUGGUCAUUAAGAGGAGGCACAGCCAUAGUUGAUCUUAGCUGAGUUCCUAAUGCAGAGGCAUGGGGACCAGUGAUUCUGCUUCGAGAGGGGCAAGAGAGAGAAGAAAGGACAAGGGCACACAGUACAGGCAGUGGUGGAGCUUCCUUGGGCAAAGGCUGAUCGUGAGGACUUCGGGUCUUAACUCCCAGCUCUUUGUAAUUGAUGUUGGACACUGGUACAUUCAUUGUGUCAGUCAAGACCCAAGUAGAGGUGGAAGCAGAAGCUUUUCUGUCUCACAUGCACCUGUACGUAGGAAGCCUAGAUGUGCCGAGACCCAACAGCAGGGUGGAGAUCGUGGCUGCCAUGAGACGAAUACGGUAUGAGUUUAAAGCCAAGAAUAUCAAGAAGAAGAAAGUGAGCAUUAUGGUUUCAGUGGAUGGAGUGAAAGUGAUUCUGAAGAAGAAGAAAAAGCUUCUUUUAUUGCAGAAAAAGGAGUGGACGUGGGAUGAGAGCAAGAUGCUGGUGAUGCAGGACCCCAUCUACAGGAUCUUCUAUGUCUCUCAUGACUCCCAAGACUUGAAGAUCUUCAGCUAUAUCGCUCGAGAUGGUGCCAGCAAUAUCUUCAGGUGUAACGUCUUUAAGUCCAAGAAGAAGAGUCAAGCUAUGCGAAUCGUCCGGACGGUGGGGCAAGCCUUUGAGGUCUGUCACAAGCUGAGCCUACAGCACACACAGCAGAACGCAGACGGCCAGGAAGAUGGGGAGAGUGAGAGGAACAGCAAUGGCUCAGGGGAACCAGGCCGCCAGCUCACGGGAGCCGAAAGAGCCUCCACUGUCACUGCAGAGGAGACUGACAUCGAUGCAGUAGAGGUCCCACUCCCAGGGAAUGAUGUCCUGGAAUUCAGCCGAGGUGUGACCGACCUGGAUGCUGUAGGAAAGGAAGGAGGCUCCCACAUGGACUCCAAGGUCUCACCCCAUCCUCAGGAGCCCACACUGACAGCUUCGCCCCGCAUGCUGCUUCCUUCUUCUUCCUCGAAGCCACCAGGCUUGGGCACAGGGACGCCGCUGUCCACCCACCACCAGAUGCAGCUCCUCCAGCAGCUCCUCCAGCAACAGCAGCAGCAGACGCAAGUGGCUGUGGCCCAGGUUCACUUGCUGAAGGAUCAGUUGGCUGCCGAGGCUGCAGCUCGGCUGGAGGCCCAGGCCCGUGUGCACCAGCUUCUGCUGCAGAACAAGGACAUGCUCCAGCACAUCUCGCUGCUGGUCAAGCAGGUGCAGGAGCUGGAGCUGAAGCUGUCAGGACAGAAUGCCAUGGGCUCCCAGGACAGCUUGCUGGAGAUCACCUUCCGCUCCGGAGCCCUGCCUGUGCUCUGUGAUCCUAUGACCCCCAAGCCAGAGGACCUGCAUUCUCCGCCAUUGGGCGCAGGCUUGGCUGACUUUGCCCACCCCGCGGGCAGCCCCUUAGUUGACCACAGCAUGUUUGAGAAUUUGAACACAGCCCUCACUCCGAAGCUCCAGUCGAGCCGUUCCUUCCCCCACCUGUCCAGACCUGUGGCCCCCAGCUCUGCCACCCUUGGCUCUUCAGAGCCUGGUGGGCCAGGAGUGAGGGUGGGGAGCAGCCAGCACCUCAAGAACCUAGGCAAAGCCAUGGGGGCCAAAGUCAACGACCUCCUGAGGAGAAAGGAGCCCUCAGGCCUCAGCAGUGUGGGUGUGAUGGAGAUCAACAAGACUGCGGGGGCUCAGCUGGCUGGUGGGGCUGAUGGGACAUCAGGGGCCUGGCUAGAGGAUGAAAGAUCAGUCCCUGAGGACUUCCCUCGCCUGGAUCCUCCACCUCCCAUAACCAGGAAGCGAACCCCUAGGGCCCUGAAGACCACCCAGGACAUGCUGAUAUCAUCACAGCCCGUCCUAAGUAGUCUGGAGUAUGGGACAGAGCUGUCACCUGGGCAGCCCCAGGACUCCCCUCUCACUGUCCAACCUGUCCCAGCAGAUGCUUCACAGCUGGAGGCCACCAUGGAAGAUAGGGACGAGGUUCUGCCCAAUGGUGAAGUUUCCCUAUCGGUUCCUGACCUAAUUCACAAGGACAGCCAGGAUGAAUCUAAGUUAAAGGCAUCUGAGCACAGAAGAGCCUCCUCCCCAGGCCUCGUUGAGAGGAAUGGCCUCAAACUCAGCUUGAGCCCCAUCAGCCUGGCCGAGUCCUGGGAGGACAGUAGCCCCCCUCCUCGGGCACGGACCUCCAGCCUUGACAAUGAGGGCCCUCACCCAGACCUGCUGUCCUUUGAGUAGCCUGUGAUCUUCCCUGCCAAGCACCCCUCUUCCCUCUGCUUUCUCUUCCACUGUGCACAGGGGGCCCUGGCCCUAGCUCUACCAUGCCCUUUGGUCUUCCUUGUACAAGGCACCUGCAGAAAGCUGAUUUCCACACAAGAUGUUGCAGGGUUAAAAGUCCACAGGUAAUUCUAGUUGAAGAGUCUAUCUGCAGAAUGGCAAAAGGACUCAGGUGCCAUCCUUGAUCCUAAUUUCUAUAAGCUCCUCUGGGUGUUGAUUGUAACCCAGGGGUACUAGAUCUCUUUCACCCACAAGUUUGUUCCAGCUUCCUACUGAAUGACAGGGCUACCAGCUCAGGGUGAUGGAUCUUGCAGGACUUUUCUUUGUCUGUCUCCCAUAUGCUGCCUGCUCUUCCUCACCCAAGCCCUGGUUCCUCUCUCUCCUCCAUCAUGGCCCAGAGAUCCUAUCUCAGGGGGCAACAAGGCUGGAUGAGGAAUGAUGGGGUUGGCUUGAUGAUGGGGCCUGUCCUAGAAAGCCACACAACCUGACCGUAGCCCAGCCACGGUUCCUCCUGGUUCCAAGAGAGUGCGGGGCACCUGGUAUCUUUCCUCUGUCCCAGGGGGCCAGAGGGGGUGCUUAACCUAUCACUCAGGGUUAUCGAGGUUUUUCCCAUCCUUUAGGCACCUGGGAAAAUGCUGGGGCUUCCUGCACAGAAAUAACAGCCAGGCUUCCUUUGCUAUGUGUGUGAAGACAGGGCUAGGCAGGCCUCAGAAGAAGCAGCAGCAGAGCAUGUUUUGAUUUUGGUUUGAGAGGAGAACCCAGGAGAGUAAGGGUGGUCCUACUAGAGAGGAGAGCAGAGGUGUAGAUAAGGGAGUGAAGCCAAGAUAGAGAAGAGUGUGGUUGGGGAUCAGAGCAAUUUUUCAGGGUCACCCCACAGCCUAGAAUGAAGCAGUGCCAGGGUCUCAGUAAGUGUGAGAGCCAGGGAGAAGCAUGUGAGAGACUGGGAUGCGAUCCAAACUGUGGAGGCACACCUCCUAAUAAACCCAAGGUGCUUUGUGCUUUUGAAGUUGCCUGAGUCUCCUGCAGCACCAGGCCUCCCUGGAGGGGCCUCUGUCCUGCCCUUCCCUAGUUCUGUCCUGAUGCCAGGGGUGGUCCUCUGCUCCCUCCUUCUGGAUCCGCCUAAGGAACAGAUAAGUAUCCUCAAACCUUCACUUGUUCCUAUCCUCCUGGGUUAACCCACUUUUGUAUUCCUGUCUCCCACCAGGGGACCUAUUGUACUGUCUUCCAAGGGCCAGGAGACCCUGCAGCGAGCUCAAUCUUGGGGGUCUUUGCAGCAAGAAGAUAACAUCUCUCUUUCUCUCUCUUUUUUUGUUUUUUAACAAGGCAACCGGUAUCUAAAGAGAAGAAUGGGAAUGGUAGGUCCAGCCAGGGCAGGCUGUGCCUCAGGCUUCUUCCUAUCAUUCCUGUGCCCUUCCCUUUUCCUUUCAGUGUUUGGCUUCUCACCCAUGAGCUCUGGGAUACCUAGGCCUGGCUUCCCAGUUGAUUAUCACCAAGCCUCUGCUCCUCUUCCUACCACCAUAUAAUACAUCCACGUUAACUCCUACAGAACUGGAAGCUUCAGUGGGAUUGCCGGCAUGUGGGCACAUUCUUGUUUCUACAAUUGUACAGCCUUGCCUCCACCCUCUCACACCCUUCUCUUCUGCCUUCUUUUGCCCCAGAAAGCAAGGUUUUGCAACAUACUCCCUGCAAAGUCCUUUUCCUUCCCUGCUUAUGAGGGUCCUGUGCAGCUGAGUGCCUGCAAGGACGCGGUGGAGUGAGCAGGGCUGUUAGCACACAUAAAGGCCCUGCCCUGCCUUACCCUAAGAACACCUUGGAAGUCAGAAAUCCUCAGGACUAGCAUUUGGUGUCCUGUGAGUUUUCCUAAAAUGGUUCAUAACAUCAACCAAAACAGAACCGGGAACAUGGGGGCAGAGACUCUAAACACCCACCAGGGAGUAAGCCCAGUUUCAUCUGAGCUCUCUGUACCGGAAGCUUGGUUUGCCCCUCUGACAGGAAACUCAGCAAGUGCCUGCAGUCUGAGGCUGCUGCCCUCCAGGGAUCAAGUAAUGUGGUAACUGGAGUACAAACAGUUCCAGCCCCCUCUUGCUUAAGUACUUGUCUCCACUCCAGCUGCUGCUGGAGUCCUGGCCCUCAGACCCAGGAUUAGCGAAGGGAUCCCACCAGGUUGUCCCAGGACCAUCACAGGAUGACUCCAGGCUUCUUCAGAUUUAUGUCUGAUACUGAGUAAGGUGCCAUGGGACUCUGUGCCAAUCUCUGGCUGCCUACAGCUCAGCCAUUCCCCUGCUCUAGGGGUGACACUGCUACCUAGGAGGCCCUCGAAGAUUGAACCUUGUCUUAGACAUGGUUGCUCCGGGCUAGGUGUUAUCUAGAACCGGUAGGAGCAACUUACUACUAAUCCUGCUGAGGGUUUUUUUCUCUGGCCAACUCUUCCAGCCAAAGCCCCUUCUGGUUUCCUGUCCAUCUCCAGUCUCACCUUCCUGGAUUAUAGCAUGGCAGCCCCACUACCAUAAAUCGCUCCUCAUGAGUCCAGUGGAGCUUGGCAUAGGGCAGCCCAGUCCACCCUGUGAGGGCAAGGUACUGGGGAGGAAUGAAGGGCUAUCUUCUACAUUUGCAAAAGGAAGUUUCUCCCCAGUUCUGUUUAUAACUUCAUCCUGAUCACAAAUGAGCUUCCCAAACCUGGCAGGAUGGUGUUCCCCUCCUGCACAAAGAGAAACAUCUCUGAAUAUUAUGUAUGUAGACGACAUGAAGACAUAUGUUCCUAGCCCAUCAGCUUUGAAAAAAAGUUUGGCCCUAGUUUGGAAGAGGAAGAAGAUUAUAGAUCUAUUCUGAGUAUUUUUAGAGAGUUCAUAUUUAUAUUUUUAGAGAUUUUUCUGGUAGAAGGAAAUUGCACAAUAAAAGAAUUCAGUUUGGUU